UAAAAAUGCUCAUAUAUUGUCACAUAGAAAUAUAUGCAUUAGGGUAUAUAUAUAUGUAUAUAUCUUUUGUGACUCGAUCUAGUAUUGACGGGAAAGCUAGUGUGGAAUAGAGUUAGAAUGUGUUAUCGCAAGGUGUUACCCACGAUCUUAUAAAUUCUAUAAUGGUGUUAUGAAUUGGCAUUUAUGUGUUAUGUUCCAAAGAAAAUUCGUAGUAAAGUGGAAUACAAAACGGAAUUCCUCUUGAAGAUUUACUGCGGAUCUUUCGAGCUGAAAUGCAACCUCUCUACUGAAUAUUUUUCACCUUACUGGCCAUUUCUUGUCGUAAGCUAUAUAAAUUAAAUAUUAAUUUCAGCAUUUUCGUAAUUAUCGCACAUUUUAUCAUACGGAAGAAUUUUUGAGAUAGAUAAUGAGCGACAAUAAGAAGGUAGGUGAAAAUUCCAGUAGUGAGGUUGUUAAUCAAUUUCGAAGCUGUAGGGAUGUGAGCGAUAUUGUACCACUAUACACACCACGUGCGCUUUAUCUAAAACCACUUGCAAAAGUAAAUGUGUCUGUUAAUCUUCCCCAACUGAAGACACCAGGAAAAACUAUUUCAACAUGGGAGGUAAUGGAGAAAAUACGUACACUCAUACUACCAGACGAGUUUGCAUCUUUGAAAGUAGCCAAAAGCACUUUGGAGUUUAUCAGGCUGGAAGGAGAUCUUCGAGACAGAUGCAGACUCCAGCGCGUAUUAGCCAGAUUGGAUUCUCAACGUUUGAAUUUGGCUGGAUUUCCCAAUGUGCUCAAAAUUCGAGCAGCAGAAGCAAAGGAUGAUUUUCCUACUAGACAUAGUUGGGAUUCAUAUUUUAGAGAUGCGAAGCAUAUGAACGAAUUAAAACCUGGAGAAAGGCCAGAUACAAUACAUAUUUCAGGACUACCGGUCAAAUGGUUUACGGAAGAUGGAGGAAAUAUACCUAAUGAAUCGCUUAUCAGCAAGAUUUUCAAGAAAUGGGGUUCUCUUAGGCGAGUUGAUGUACCUGCUUCAGAUCGAUACAGGCCAAGAAUGCGUCUUGGUACAAAUAUGCAUAAAUUUAGCUAUGAAGAUGGAAUUUUCUUUGAUGCUUAUAUCCAGUAUAUUGAGUAUAUGGAUUUUGUUAGAGCGAUGGAUGCUUUACGUGGUAUGAAACUUCUUAAAAAAGAAGGACAAAAUGCUCUUACCGCUGUGAUAAAGGUUGAUUUUGAUAAGACAAAACAUAUGAGUGAUAGUUCCGUUGCACACAGAGAAUUUGAAAGAAAACGUCUUAUAGCGCAAGAUAAUUUGGCUGUAGAAAAAUUACGUAGGAAGGAAGAAGUAGAAGAGAAACGUAGAGAGGAGCAAAAAAAAAAAGAAGAAGCCGAUUUAGCAGCUAAAGCAAGUAGACGACAAAAACGAGAGGAGAAACGUAAACGAAAAGCAUUAACGAUAUUCCGUAAACAAGAAGAGGAUAAGGUCUCUAUGAAAAUAGCUAGAGAAGAACAAAAGUUAAUAAAGGCUCAAAGGCAGCUUGAAAGUAUUCGUCUUUUAGACGAAUUAUUUGAUAGGAUAAAGAUAAAAGUAGAAAAAAACGAAAUUAAAUUAGAUCAAGUAUCGAAUUCGGAUGUUAAGAAGGAUGAUAAGAAGAACGAAAAAAUCAAUGAAGCUGGUACCAAAUCUGAAUCGGGAGAUGAAAAGAAAAACAAAAGAAUAAAAAAGCUAAAGAGGAAGAAAAUAAAGAAAGAAAAAAAGAAGAAGAGAAAACACAAAAAGGACAAGGAAUCUGGUUCUGAUAGCGAAACGGAUGGUACAGACGUUGAGGGUACUAAGAAGAAAAUAAAAAGCGUCUUAACGAAAGCCAUCACGUAUCCGCCAGCAAAUACAGGUCCUGUGCCCACUGCUCCAACGCUUCCGUAUCCACCGAUUUAUCCAAGAUUCCCACAGCAUUGGUAUUACGAAGCAACAUUACCAAUGAUGUAUCCUCCAUUAACAAGAGGCAACGGUAGAGGAAGUUCACGUUUCUUACGUGGCAGAAAUAGAGGAUUUAUACCUUGGCGUGGUGGUGGAAAUGCACAUACCUUACGUACAUUUAAUCCUCACUUGUAUAACGAGCAAUAUUACAAGUACUUUGCUCAUCUGGCUGGUCAAGAUUAUCAUGAUUUCGAAAGCGAUUACGAGAGAAGCUCUAGAUCUCGUAGUCGUAAGAGAUCGAUCUCUAGAUCGAAAACUAGAUCGAAAUCCAGAUCAACAUCGAGAUCGAGAUCGCGAACGAAAUCGCAUACAAAGUCUAGAUCAACGACGAGAUCGAAGUCGAAAUCGCGUACAAAGUCGAGAGGACGAUCUCGAAGUCGGAAACGUAGCAGAAGUAACAGUAGAUCUCAUUCUAGGAAACGUAACAGAAGAUCCAAAUCAAAAUCUAAAUCACCAUCGAGAACGAGAUCCCGUUCGCGUCGAUCAAGAUCAAGGAAAAAAUUUCGAUCGAGAAGUCGUUCUAGAUCUCGUAGUAGUGCUUCUAGAAAUCGAUACAAUAGACGUAGACGUAACAUAAGGUCACCCUCUAGAGUAAAGAUCACUAGAGCGAAAUCGCGAACAAUAUCGCCUAAAAGAAGAUCACGAAGUAGUACGUGGUCCAUGCCAAAGUCAUUGGACAGAAGAAGUUGUUCAUGGUCAAAAACUAUCGACAAUACCAAUUCCACCGGAGAUAUGCAAGAACCUAAAGAGAAGGAGAGUAAGAGUCUAGAUACAGUCAGUAAAGAAGAAUCGCGAUCUUCGAAUACAGCAACGUCAGAAAAAUAGUUUAAAACAUAUUUCUUUUAUUCAUGUUUUUCUUUAUACACACACAUAUAUAUGUGUAUAUAUAUAUAUAUAUAUAU
This is a messenger RNA of Vespula pensylvanica (western yellowjacket), 2862 nucleotides long. It is a transcript of the gene Xe7, whose product is annotated as A-kinase anchor protein 17A. The coding region runs from base 407 to 2785 and encodes 792 amino acids. The record is from RefSeq and is a predicted model, not a curated record. The transcript has 7 exons. NCBI's taxonomy places the organism in Eukaryota, Metazoa, Arthropoda, Insecta, Hymenoptera, Vespidae.